This is a messenger RNA of Agrilus planipennis (emerald ash borer), 1340 nucleotides long. Its product is annotated as N66 matrix protein-like. NCBI's taxonomy places the organism in Eukaryota, Metazoa, Arthropoda, Insecta, Coleoptera, Buprestidae. The transcript has 3 exons. The coding region runs from base 48 to 1250 and encodes 400 amino acids. The record is from RefSeq and is a predicted model, not a curated record.
CAUUGUUUCAAACAAAGUUUUCAACAGUUGUAAGCACGGCAUUCAAAAUGAAAUUGUCUAUUCUUUUCCUAGUUUUAGUUCUUCAAGUAAUUCUUACAACAGAAUCGAAUGGAGAACAAUCCUUCCAUCCAAGAAAUUUAAAAUCUCGUUCCAAUAGCAAAAAUUAUCAUCAUACUGCUGAAUCCCGUCAACACCAGCUACCUAACACCAAUCAACAUGUUCUGCAUACCAGACACUCGAAAUCACAUCCACUACAAGGUAGACAUGUAGUAGGACACCAUAAAGCAUCAAGUCGUCAUUCCGCAAACCAAAAAAAUACUCAAGAAAAAAACAGCACUAUAGAUAACGAAUAUCUAUGCUACCUUUGUUACAAACAUUACAAAUUUAUUGGCGAUGGAGAGUCAGAUUGGUCAGACGGAAAUAUUGGUGGUAAAAGCGAAGAUAACAAAGACAAAAAGCAAGGAUCUGUCAAUAAUAAUAAUGUAGAUAAAAAAGGCGGAAAAGACGGACAAACUGGUGACAAAUCUGGCAAUGAUAUUGAAAAAGGCGGAGAAAAUGAAACUGAUGGCAAAUUAAAUAAAGAUGAUGGAAAGAAAGGAACUGAAGUGUCUGGCAAGAAAAAAUCUGACGAGGGAAACGGAAAAGGUGGAAGCAACGCAUCAAGUGAUAAAGAAUCUGGCAGUGAAAAUUCAUCAUCAUCGGGCGGCGAAAAUUCAUCAUCGGGUUGGAAUGGUAAUAACGAUAACCCGUUCUUCAUCUUCUUGCAAUAUUUGUGGCCAUACCUUACAAACAGUGCAAGCAAUAUAACGGGAGGUAUGGGCAAUAAUAAUAGCUUCAUACCUGGAUUUGAUCCGGCUAUGUAUCCAGGCAUCAAUUAUGGUGGAAAUAUUUUCGGUGGUAGUAAUGGAACAGGCGAAAGUGGUGGAGGAAAUAGCAACGGUAGCGGAGGAGGCUUCUUUAAUGAUAUUUUCCAAAGAUUCCUUUUCUUUAGUAAUUUAUUCCAAAAACUAUUUGGAAUUAAUAAUGGACUAGGGGGAAGCGGUAUAUCUUUUGGAGAUAAUGGAACUGGUUCAGAAGGAAACAGAUUAAGUCACAUGAUGCAACAAUUAUUUAGUGGUGGUGGACUAUCAGGCGGCCGAGGGAAUAACGUAAUCACUUCAAGUGGAGGUGGAAGUUCUGGAACAGAAAAUAGCGGAUGGCCGUUUUUUUCAAUAGGAUUUCCACAUCAAGAAAGUAGCAAAAACGAUUGAAUAAGAAAACACACGAUUAUGCUGGAUAUACAUAUCUCUUUGUAACCAAAUUCUGUAAAGUUAAAUUAAAAAUAAACCGUAGCAAGAAAA